AUGCUGAAGGAUUUCAUGGCAAGGAAUGAUGCCAUUGUUCAGAGUCAAUCAGCAUCAAUAAAGAAUUUGGAGAAUCAAGUAGGACAGUUAGCUGAUGCCAUGAGAAGCGGACCCAUAGGCACACUGCCUAGCAACACUGGAAAUCCAAGAAGAGAAGGGAGUGAGCAGAUCAAGGCCAUAACAUUGAGGAAUGGGAAAACAGUAGAUGAACCAGACCAUAUAAAAGACUAUCACAAGAUGAAGGAGCUAGAAAGCCAGAAUGCAGGAGAGAAGGUUGUUGUGGAAGAAGAUGUUGGAGAGCAACAGGUUGACACUCAGACCAAAAGUCUAGAACAGAAUGCAGCAGCAAAGAAGCAGUAUAGUCAGCCUGCUGACAAAGCAAGUAGACCACCACCUCCUUUUCCUCAGAGGUUCAUGGAUGUGCUAGAGCAAUUACAUAUCAAUGUUCCAUUGGUAGAAGCUCUUGAGCAAAUGCCUAGCUAUGCAAAGUUCAUGAAAGACAUCUUGUCAAGAAAAAAGGAUUCAAAGAAAAGAAAAGCACAACCACCAAAGCCUUCAAUUGAAGAACCACCACUGCUGGAGCUUAAGCCACUGCCUGAUCACUUGAGAUAUGCAUACUUGGGGGAGAAUGAUACUCUGCCCGUAAUAAUUUCAUCUCAUUUGACCAAGUUGCAGGAGGGGCAGUUGCUAGAUAUAUUGAAGAAACACAAGACAACCUUGGGGUGGACCAUUGCAGAUAUAAAAGGAAUAAGUCCCUCACUGUGUAUGCAUAAAAUUUUGCUGGAGGAAGGCUACAACAGUACUGUACAGCAUCAGAGGAGGCUGAAUCCUAUGAUGAAAGAGGUUGUGAAGAAAAAAGUUAUAAAAUGGCUAGAUGCAAGAGUAAUAUACCCUAUUUCAGAUAGCCAAUGGGUGAGUCCAGUUCAAUGUGUUCCAAAAACAGGAGGAAUUACAGUGGUAGAAAAUGAAAAUAAUGAGUUAAUAUCUACAAGGACUGUAACAGGAUGGAGAAUCUGCAUGGACUAUAGGAAGUUGAAUGAUACAACAAGGAAGGAUCACUUCCCCUUGCCAUUUAUUGAUCAAAUGUUGGAUAGACUUGCAGGCAAGGAGUUUUACUGCUUCUUAGAUGGGUAUUCAGGCUAUAAUCAGAUUGCUAUAGCACCUGAAGACCAGGACAAGACUACAUUCAUAUGUCCUUAUGGAACCUUUGCAUUUAUAAGGAUGCCAUUUGGACUGGGUAAUGCUCCAGCAACCUUCCAGUGUUGCAUGAUGGCUAUAUUCACAGACAUGGUGGAAGACUUUGUAGAAAUAUUCAUGGAUGAUUUCUCAGUUUUUGGGGAGUCAUUUGAUUCAUGUCUUGCCAACCUAUCAGAUGUACUUCAGAGACGUGAAGAUACUAAUCUUAUACUUAAUUAG
Messenger RNA from Gastrolobium bilobum, 1416 nucleotides. RefSeq lists its product as uncharacterized. The record is from RefSeq and is a predicted model, not a curated record. The transcript has 2 exons. Bases 1 to 1416 code for a protein of 471 amino acids. Lineage: Eukaryota; Viridiplantae; Streptophyta; Magnoliopsida; Fabales; Fabaceae.